AUGUUGGUGACGGGUCUCUUCUUUUUGUACUUCUGUGCUAAUUUGAGUGGGGCAGCAGUGUAUGAUAUCUUCACUGGAGAAGCCCUCUCGGAUGAACAGCUUUCCAUUUAUCAAAAUGCAAAUCUUACGGAAACCUGCACAGUCAAUAUUACAUCUUGCGAUACCGAAGAGUUAAGACGAGUCGAUGGCUCGUGCAAUAAUAUCAAUAGACCUGCAAAAGGAGUUUCUUUGACGCCACCGAAAAGGAUUGUACUUCCAGUCUUCGAUAAUGAUUACAAUCCAAGAAAAGCGGUAUCAGGCAAUAGUUUGCCAGUAUCGAGGGAUAUUGGACAAACGAUAUUGUCUGGAUACAAACGCAAUGACUGCAAUUUCACUCAACUCAUGACAAGUUUCGGAAUGUUCAUGUUUUGGGAUGUCGGAGCUUUGAAUAAUUCACGUUGGUACCCGGGUAAUAGUACUUUGUUAAGUUACCAAGAACUUGGGUGCUCCAACGAUUCAGUUCUGACACCGGUCGUGGACGUGACGAAUGUAUUCGACUUGUCAGGGAUCUACAAUCCAGGGAACAAUGGCGACAAAGAAAUUAGAUCAUAUGUUGGAGGAGAACUAUUAGAUGACGAUGAUAUAAACGAAACCGAUUCGUCUUUGAGCGACGAAUGCGAAUAUAGGCGAUAUGAACAUUUUCCAACCAUGCCCCUAAUAUUAAUGAGGACCUGGUUUGUGAAGUACCACAACUACAUUGCUGGUCAUUUAGCUGCCCUCAAUCCAUGCUGGGAUGAUGAGAGACUGUUCAAAGAAUCAAGAGAAAUUAACAUUGCUUUUUUCCUACAAACUUUACUUUAUGAAUGGUUAGAGUUAUUCGAAGGACGUGAACAUCUAAUCAACGUUGGAAUUCUAGCAAAUGACACUGGAUUCAGGGAUAUUUAUGAUGAAACUAAAUACCCGACAGUUUCUUUAGAGUUUCUCUAUAUUUCUAGCUGGUUCUUAAGCACUCUAGAUGCUAACGCUGAGUAA
Molecule: messenger RNA, 1011 nt
Organism: Spodoptera littoralis (African cotton leafworm)
Lineage: Eukaryota; Metazoa; Arthropoda; Insecta; Lepidoptera; Noctuidae
Source: the annotation of a GenBank genome assembly